AUGUCUGCCAUCAUUUCUCCCCAGCUGCAUGACCACACGGUCAAGUACUUGUCAACGGCUACAGGGCGUGAUCGCAUUCACAGGUUCCUUCAAUAUUUCUCGCGUUUCCUCAUAUGGCACGGCCAGAAGAACGGCUACGAAAAGGAAACCCUUGAGCGCCUCACCAAAUUUAUGGGAAGUCUUGCUCAAACCCGAAAGCUUAUGCGUGUUGGUCGUCAAAUUGAAUUUGUGCGUAACAUUCAAAAAGCCCAAACUCUUAGAGACGAUGUGUCGCGUGUCACCCUCAUUGUUAAGAACGCAUUCCUUGCUCUCUGGCUUGUCCAUGACACCUGUCAAUGGGCAAACACCGCCGGUGUAGUGAAGUUUGAAAACAUCAAGGACCUCAGUCGUCGGGGCAUGAAAUGCUGGUUGAUUGCGCUGAUUGCCUCAUUCUUGGGAGAUUUGCACAAGCUUCGCCUCAAUUCCCAGCGCAUUCAACACGAGAGCAAAGUGCUGAAGGCUUCACAAGCAAAAGGUCUCCCUGAUGAUACGGCUGUGAAAGCCCUCAAAACGCUUCAAAUCGAGCGCAACAAGAUUAGAAUGGCCACCCUCCAGGACUCCCUCGACAUUCUGAUCCCUGCUUCUGGUCUUGAAUACGUCAAGCUGGAAACCGGCAUUGUUGGCCUUAUUGGUGCCUUCACCUCCAUUCUUGGUGGAAUCACCCAAUGGAGGAGCAUCUAA
Spizellomyces punctatus DAOM BR117 is the source of this 720-nucleotide messenger RNA. RefSeq lists its product as uncharacterized. Gene Ontology annotation, biological process: regulation of peroxisome size; peroxisome fission. Bases 1 to 720 code for a protein of 239 amino acids. Gene Ontology annotation, cellular component: peroxisomal membrane. The transcript has 7 exons. The record is from RefSeq and is a predicted model, not a curated record. NCBI's taxonomy places the organism in Eukaryota, Fungi, Chytridiomycota, Chytridiomycetes, Spizellomycetales, Spizellomycetaceae.